AUGAGUUUACUAACUCUUGAAGGUUUUCCAUCCACCAGUGCUUAUCAUAUCAAAGCUGAAGGCCAAAAUGUGGUCAAUGCCAAUGGGAUAGCCAAAGAUAUAUUGUUUUUUAUCCCAGGAAAUCCUGGGUUGGUAGAAUAUUAUAUAACGUAUUUAGAUUUGAUCCAUGAAAAGUACCCUCAUUUUGAAAUAUAUUGCCUAUCACAUGCUGGAUACCAAACUACUCAUAAUUAUCAAUAUGAUAAUGAAGAAUAUUAUGAUAUCAAUUACCAGAUUGACCAUAAAUAUAAAAUCAUCAAAGAUUUGGUAGAUAAAGAGAGCAAUAUUCACUUUUUAGGUCACUCAAUGGGAACUUUUGUGAUGCAAAAAUUGAUAAAGAAAUUGAUAGAUGAUGAUUUGAAGGUUAAAUUCAUAGGAUUGAUUUGCCCUACUAUCGUCAACUUGAAAGAUUCAGACAGUGGUAAAAAAUUCCAAAAGUUAUAUAGAUGGUUACCAAUAAUUAAACUUGGAUUACUUUUUAGUUGGUUUUUGGGUCUUUUCAGUGAAAGUUUCAUCAAAUAUUUAUUUGGCUCAAUAAUAUUUGAUGAACCAAAGGUAAGGGAUUCCAAGUCGGAACAAUCUUUGAAGAAUUCCAUCGAUGCAUCUUUUAAAUUGGUCACAACUCCAAGAAUUGUCAGACAAGCUUUAACAUUAGUGGUUGAUGAAUUGGAUAUGAUCCUACAAGAUGAUGAAUUGAAUGACUGGUUCUUUGGAUUAUCCAAAGAAGGUAUCAAGAUCUGGACUUAUUUUGCUUUCAAAGAUCAUUGGAUCCAUGAUAAUACGAGAGAUUAUAUAUUAUCGAGAUACUUUGAUGAAAAAAAUUCCAAUUUAUUGUUUGAAUUGGGCGAUAUAGAUGGAAUCACUCAUAGUUUUUGUGUAAAUCAAAGUGUUGAAUUUGCUGAGAUCACUUUAAAUACUAUGAGCCAACUCACAUAG
This is a messenger RNA of Yamadazyma jaroonii, 975 nucleotides long. The record is from the annotation of a GenBank genome assembly. Lineage: Eukaryota; Fungi; Ascomycota; Pichiomycetes; Serinales; Debaryomycetaceae.